Clunio marinus is the source of this 3252-nucleotide messenger RNA. The record is from the annotation of a GenBank genome assembly. NCBI's taxonomy places the organism in Eukaryota, Metazoa, Arthropoda, Insecta, Diptera, Chironomidae.
CCUCGCUUAAAGACUUUAGGUUUUGCAAAACAUUCUGUGAAGAAUCAAUCUGCUGCCAUCUGCAGAAGAAAAAUGUUGUGAUUAGUUUUAAUUAAAAUUAAAAAGUAAGAUGAAUAAAAGUUUAAAUCCUAACUCAGCUUCAGGGUCAGCUACAGGGAACCCGCGUAAUAAAACAGCUCUGAAACCUGGGUUUUCUUUAGUGGGAUGGAUAAGGCUGGGAAGUUCUGGGGAAGAUUUAACAGGAUUAAAAGGAAAAAAUAUCCCCGUGUCCCAUCAAGAAUUAGCAAAACAUAACAAAAUAAAUGAUUGUUGGAUGGCAGUGAGGGGAAAAGUAUAUAAUGUUACCAGAUAUCUCGAAUAUCAUCCUGGUGGGAGUGAUCAACUUAUGAGAGGAGCGGGAAAAGACGCGACAAGUCUUUUCGAUGAAUAUCAUGCGUGGGUGAAUAUCGAUCAGUUACUUUCAAAAUGCUAUGUUGGACCCCUAAGAAACACCGUGACCUUAAAUUUAAAAGAUUCAUCAUCAAACAUGGAUAUUCGUUCACGUUUAUCUCCGCCUUCAUCCGGUUUAAAGUUUCCUUCGCUUUUAUCAGUCAGCUCUGAAGCGCUCAGCAAAAUUGGAGUUCUAGAAAAACCCGAAUCACCAAUAAAAGUUCAAGCAGUUGAGAUAAUUCCACGUUUUGAUUGGAUUCAGUCAACAUCUGAAAUGACGAUUUUUUUCUACACCAAAGGAUUUUGCAAUCCUGGAGUUUACAUUGAAUACUGUUGUGAUAAAGAAAGCAAAAUCAAAAUUUUCAUUUCAAACACCAGUAAUACGUACAAAUUCACCUUUUUAAAAUCACUAAAAUGGCCUUGUACUCUGAAGAUUAAUCACGAGACUGGGAAAAUUGAAAUCAUAUUCAUGAAAACAGUUCCUGCAUUGUGGUCGAGUUUCGGUAUUUUUGAGAGAACUCGUACAAAAGAAGAAACAAUUUAUAGCGAAUAUAUUAUUAAAAGAAAGGAAUACUUUAAUGAUGAUUCUUUCGAGUUAAUACUUCGGCCUAAAAAACAAGCCUUGCUUAAUGUUCCCAUUGGAUUUCAUCUAAACUUUCAACAUAAUAACGCUGGCAACACUGUCAUAAGAAGCUAUACACCAAUUCCUAUAAAUAAUUCCAAUCAAUCUGAUACACAUCAAUCCGACAUUCUCUUCCUUAUAAAGUCUUAUGCAAAUGGAUCAAUGACAAGAUUUCUUAAUCAAAAAUCAAUCGAUGAAGAAAUUUUUGUGUCUGAACCGAAAGGAAAUUUAGAUUUAAAUGUGUUGAAAAAUCAUGUAAAAAUUGCAAUAAUGGCAGCUGGUUCUGGCAUCACUCCUAUGAUUUCUGUCUUAGAUCAUUUACUUAAAGGCAGCACUCCUCGAAAUGACGCAGUAAAGUUUUAUUUAUUCAACAAAACUUCAUCAGAUAUUUGGUUAAGGAAACAAUUGGAACAAAUACAAGAAAAGGAUAAUAGAUUUUCAAUAACGCAUAUCCUUUCUGAACCUGCAGACACAUGGACGGGUGAAAAAGGUCGUGUCACAAGAGAAAUUGUACAACAAAUUGCACAAUCAUCACAGUUUGGUGAAGUUCUUAUCUCUCGUGUAUAUCGCGAUGAUAUUGGAAGAAAUGCUGUUGAUGCUUUUCGUGUAAAUGUUAUUCAUGCUCGUCAGCAAGUUCGGUCACCUGUAACGAACAUUGCCCGAACGAGCUUCUUUCAUAUAAAGAGAGCCAACAUCUGGCUUGCAGCAGUGACGAAACAGAAUGUAAAUGCUGCUAUGGUUUUCGAGUUUCUUCUCAAAAUUAUUGACGUCAUGCAAUCGUACUUUGGAAAGAUCUCUGAAGAAAAUAUUAAAAACAAUUUUGUGCUCAUUUAUGAAUUGUUAGAUGAAAUUCUCGAUUUCGGUUAUCCACAAAAUUCUGAUACCGGCGUACUCAAGACGUUUAUUACUCAACAAGGCAUCAAGUCAGCGACUAAAGAAGAGCAAGCUCAAAUCACGUCGCAAGUCACUGGUCAAAUUGGAUGGCGCCGAGAAGGCAUUAAAUAUCGUCGUAAUGAACUAUUCCUUGACGUUCUUGAAUAUGUUAACUUAUUGAUGAGUCCUCAGGGACAAGUUUUGUCUGCUCAUGUCGCUGGAAAAGUCGUUAUGAAAUCGUUCUUGUCUGGAAUGCCGGAAUGCAAGUUCGGUAUCAACGAUAAAAUCGUUAUGGAAGCAAAAGGCGGUCGUGGUGGAAUAUCAGGAAACGCUGAAGCUGAAACAUCACGUUCAGGAAAGCCGGUUGUUGUAAUCGAUGACUGUCAAUUCCACCAAUGUGUAAAACUAAGCAAAUUUGAAACAGAACAUUCGAUAAGUUUUAUUCCACCUGAUGGUGAAUUUGAGUUGAUGCGUUAUCGCACCACAAAAGAUAUUUCUUUGCCAUUCCGUGUCAUUCCAUUGGUACGUGAAGUAGGACGUACAAAAAUGGAAGUCAAAGUUGUUUUGAAGUCGAACUUCAAGCCGUCACUUUUAGGACAAAAAAUUGAAGUUAAAAUUCCAACACCGCUCAACACAUCUGGCGUGCAACUGAUUUGCUUGAAAGGAAAAGCAAAAUAUAAAGCGUCAGAAAAUGCGAUCGUAUGGAAGAUUAAACGAAUGGCGGGAAUGAAAGAAACGCAAUUGUCUGCGGAGAUUGAACUUCUUGAAACUGACACGAAAAAGAAGUGGACUCGUCCACCAAUUUCUAUGAACUUUGAAGUUCCGUUUGCACCAUCAGGCUUUAAGGUUCGUUAUCUAAAAGUUUUUGAACCUAAACUCAACUACUCUGAUCAUGAUGUCAUUAAAUGGGUUCGUUAUAUUGGACGCAGUGGACUCUACGAAACGAGAUGCUAAACAUUCUUUUCUUAUUAUUCAUUCUAAUAAAAUUUAAUGACAUUAUUAAAUAGAAAAGAUGGAAAGAAAUUUGGCAGUCAAGUUUACAUCAUAAUCACUUUAUGCAUUCGUUUAUUCUCUAUUAUUAUAAUGUUUAAUCGAAAAAGAAAACUGAGGACAUUUGGUUGAGACAAUUUUUGGUUUUCUUAAUUGCAAAUAUUCAUAAAAAGAUGUUUCAAAAUAUUUUAUGAAACCCGAAUGGUAAAUAAUAGCAAAUAACAUUGAUAGCACGAGUUGUUCGGAGAAAUCUCUUUAAUGUUAAGUAAAAUUAUAUCUAUUGUAUUAUGAUAAUAAUGCUUCAAAGUUAAAGUAAUAAAGUUGUAUCAGUAUAUAAA